Messenger RNA from Grammomys surdaster, 1398 nucleotides. It is a transcript of the gene Upk1a, whose product is annotated as uroplakin 1A. Lineage: Eukaryota; Metazoa; Chordata; Mammalia; Rodentia; Muridae. The transcript is spliced from 8 exons. Gene Ontology annotation, cellular component: membrane. The record is from RefSeq and is a predicted model, not a curated record. Bases 5 to 919 code for a protein of 304 amino acids.
GUAUAUGAUGGUCCCUACCCCAGGGACCCUGAAUCAUGAUGCAACUGCUAAUAAAAAGUCACUGGAAACAUUUCACGCUGUGUGUAUAGGACAGCUAGACAAGAAGCCAGGAUACUCUGGCCCAGAAGGAGCCUCACGCAGGAAGAUGGCUUCUGCAGCGACAGAAGAAGAGAAGGGGUCUCCUGUGGUGGUGGGGCUGCUGGUCGUGGGGAACAUCGUUAUUCUGCUGUCAGGCCUGGCCCUGUUUGCGGAGACAGUGUGGGUAACAGCUGAUCAGUAUCGCGUGUACCCCCUGAUGGGCGUCUCAGGGAAGGAUGACGUCUUCGCUGGGGCCUGGAUUGCCAUCUUCUGCGGCUUCUCCUUCUUCGUGGUGGCCAGCUUUGGUGUAGGAGCUGCACUCUGUCGGCGGCGGUACAUGAUCCUCACGUACCUGCUGCUGAUGCUCAUUGUCUAUAUCUUUGAGUGUGCCUCCUGCAUCACAUCCUACACCCACCGAGACUACAUGGUGUCCAACCCGUCCCUGAUAACCAAGCAAAUGCUGACCUACUACAGUGCAGACACUGACCAGGGCCAGGAGCUAACCCGCCUCUGGGACCGGAUCAUGAUUGAGCAAGAGUGCUGUGGCACAUCUGGCCCCAUGGACUGGGUGAAUUACACAUCUGCCUUCCGGGCAGCCACCCCGGAAGUGCUGUUCCCGUGGCCCCCCCUGUGCUGUCGUCGGACAGGGAACUUCAUCCCCAUCAAUGAAGACGGCUGCCGUGUAGGCCACAUGGACUACCUAUUUACCAAGGGUUGCUUCGAGCACAUCGGCCACGCCAUUGACAGCUACACGUGGGGCAUAUCGUGGUUUGGCUUUGCCAUCUUGAUGUGGACACUCCCUGUGAUGCUGAUAGCCAUGUAUUUCUACACCACUCUCUGAGGAGGAAUGGGAGACCAUAGACGCCCUCUGCCCGAAGCUCCUGCCUCUCUGCUGAGCCUGGACACCCUCAAGCUCCUCCCUAAUCCACCGUGUACCUCCGCCACAACCUGCCCCGUCUACCUCCCUCCAUUUUGCCUUCUUGCAAUUCCAACAUCCCUUUCUAGAUGUAGGAGCUGCCCCGGACUCUCACUGUUCCCCUGGCCCUGGAUUUGUGUGCCUGGACCCCCUUGGCCCUGCUGGCAGUAUAUCCUGUCCUCAGAGACCCUUUGCUGCUCCUAGCAACCCAUCACGCACCUCUCCGUGACUUCCAGAACUUCCUGCAGGUGUAGCCACUGUCGCUCAGUAGUUUGUAUAAGCUCUUAUAGACCAGAUUGCUAUCAGAGGAGGGUGACACAUUCUGCUGUGGUCAUUGUGGGGGUCCCCAUCAGCACCCCAACAUGUGUCUGAGCAUGGACCGGAUAGCUAAUAAAUACUGGCUG